GCAAGCGCAUUUGCUAGUGGUUCACAAAACCCAACGGGCAUUCCCUCCACCUCGAGCCCACAAACUUUCGUUCACAUACCCCGCCACCCACUACCAACUGAAAGCAGUCAUUAUAAAGCAAAACAAGAGCAUAGAAAAAGCUUCAGAAGCAGAGAAGAGAAUCAUAUAAUGUCAAACAAAGCUCCCAUUUUUCCGAUACCAGAACCUCAACACUUUACUGACUACGGCUUUGACCCUCAAGUAGACCAUUUUCAGGUUUUGGAAGAAGCCAAGAAUUACAAGGAGAGCUUAACAUCCAUAGACACGCUGCACUUUAAGCUUCAAAAACCAAUAUCAACUGAUGAACAUUCCAAAAAGAAGAUCAAGAAGAGCAAAAUGCGGUGGUGGAGGAACGCCUUGCUCUUUUUCAAGUGGAACAAAUGGGCUCCACGUAGCGGCGGAGCUACCACCGCCUCUGGCAGUUGCAAUAAUAUUAAUCACCACCGCAUAGGAUCAAUAUCUGGUCCUGUGUACAUUACUGAGAGCAGAAGUGGAUCUUCCACGCCUUACCGGAUCACCACAAACCGACCGUCCUCGGGUCCACUCGCCGAGAGUUUGAGUAAAGAUGAGGUGGAGAUUCCUUACCUUAGCCUCAGGGAGCUUAACAUGGAACACCGCCAUAGGAUUUCAACCUCAGCCAUGCCAAUUUAUCUGGUCACGUAAUUUGUUGGACCGACCCCUUUUGUCCUAGAAUUGUGCAUCAAGACAUUAUUAUGUUUGAGUUCUAAUUUUCAUUGUCGACAUUUUGAUUUUGGUGCCGUGUUCAUAGUCUUGCGAAUCUUUAAUAGAAUGAAUUAGUAAUUCGUAUUUUUAUAUGUUAAAACUUGAAUUUUAGAAUAGAAAGACUGGAUUUGUUGA
This is a messenger RNA of Olea europaea var. sylvestris, 897 nucleotides long. RefSeq lists its product as uncharacterized. The coding region runs from base 169 to 702 and encodes 177 amino acids. The transcript has 2 exons. Lineage: Eukaryota; Viridiplantae; Streptophyta; Magnoliopsida; Lamiales; Oleaceae. The record is from RefSeq and is a predicted model, not a curated record.